Panthera uncia (snow leopard) is the source of this 8357-nucleotide messenger RNA. It is a transcript of the gene CMTM4, whose product is annotated as CKLF like MARVEL transmembrane domain containing 4. The transcript is spliced from 4 exons. Lineage: Eukaryota; Metazoa; Chordata; Mammalia; Carnivora; Felidae. Gene Ontology annotation, cellular component: membrane. The coding region runs from base 68 to 694 and encodes 208 amino acids. The record is from RefSeq and is a predicted model, not a curated record.
CCGCUAAGCCGGCCAGCUCCGGGCGCCGGGGGCCGGCCGCGCGAGGCGGCCCGGGCCGGGCGGCAGCAUGCGGAGCGGCGAGGAGCUGGACGGCUUCGAGGGCGAGGCCUCGAGCACCUCCAUGAUUUCGGGCGCCAGCAGCCCGUACCAGCCCACCACCGAGCCGGUGAGCCAGCGCCGCGGGCUGGCCGGCCUGCGCUGCGACCCCGACUACCUGCGCGGAGCGCUCGGCUGUCUCAAGGUCGCCCAAGUGAUUUUGGCCCUGAUUGCUUUCAUCUGCAUAGAGACCAUCAUGGAGUGUUCUCCGUGUGAAGGCCUCUACUUCUUUGAGUUUGUGAGCUGUAGUGCAUUUGUGGUGACUGGAGUCUUGCUGAUUCUGUUCAGUCUGAACCUUCACAUGAGGAUCCCCCAGAUCAACUGGAACCUGACAGAUUUGGUCAACACUGGACUCAGCACUUUCUUUUUCUUUAUUGCUUCGAUUGUACUGGCUGCUUUAAACCACAAAACCGGAGCAGAAAUUGCUGCCGUGAUAUUUGGCUUCUUGGCAACCGCGGUAUAUGCAGUGAACACGUUCCUGGCGGUGCAGAAAUGGAGAGUCAGCAUCCACCAGCAGAGUGCCAGUGACUACAUCCGAGCCCGCACGGAGUCCAGAGACGUGGACGGUCGCCCUGAGAUCCAGCGCCUGGACACAUGAGCACCUGCCAUCCUCCUCCCUCUUGUCCCCGUGCCCAUCCUUUCAGACAAGUUUUCUUUCCCUCAUCAUGUCAGAUUUUCCCGUGAUUAAGUUGAAUUUUGUCCUCUUUGGUGAAAGUUCAUCCUGAGAAAGGGUUUUCAGAGCCCCCGCUGGCAGGUAUUUGAGGCAGGGAGCCGCCUCGCCCAGCUGUUCUGACCGAGGUGGGCGGCAGAGGCCUGCCGAUCGGUCCAGGGUUGGGUGGCCGUGGUUGCCGCCGACCUUACCGGCUGCCGCAUCUGCUUUCGGUCUUCGCUGUCCCCGAGCACAGGCUUCACAUCUGACUCCGAGCCACCCUGUCAUAUAUUUUUGUGACAGCUCAAGACUUUGGAUUAAUGGGGGCUGCUAGGAGGGGGUGGAAAUCAAGGAAUGAAGGUGUGGGGUUGGCAGCGAUCGCCGGGCAGCCCCCUCGCGAGCUCCGGGGCACCAUUUAGUCUUGCUGCCCAGAGCCUCCCCUGCUCCUCGUCUUCCACUCCUGGGGCGUCGACACACCCAGCACAGGCCCAGAAAGCCACGCGUGACGCUGAGGGUCUUGGUGAUGGGGGCGCUGGUGGAGCUCUUUGCCGGGCCCCCAGACUUUACGGGGAUGGGAAAAGCUGCUGCCCUCUUGGGGCCGUUCAGUGGGACUGCUGAAAUGCGGGAAGGUCACCUUUCGGUUCCCACCCUGCUGAGAACUCACUCAAUUAAUUCUUCCUGAAAUGCGUCACUUCCCUGAAUCCCAGAUUCUCCUCCGGGAACGUGGGGACCAUCUUGUUUUCCAGUUUCAGACCCACCCUUACUACUUGGAGGCUGAAUUGCAGGCUUCCUGCAAUUUUGCCUUCUCAGGUAAAAGCCACAAAAAAAAAAAAAAAAACACAAAAAACAAAACGAAACAAAACAUUCCACCAACCAGAAUGCCGGCACCUUUGCUGGCUUCAUGGACCACAGGUGGGGACACACCUGUUUUAGGGAUGUGUGCGAAUUUUUAAAUGCCUGAGGACAGUUCUAAAGUGAUUCUGGGUAGGUUUGUCUAGGAUUUGAAAAUACUUGAAUUUCCAGCACGACACACCCUUUCACUGAUGUUCCAGAAGGCACGGGUUGUGGCUUUUGUGCCUCAGGGUCAUGACUAUGAACAUCGACCUCAGAAGUUGCUGGGGAAAAUUCUAGUUAUGUAAGGUUUUGGAUGGAUUCUUGAUAAAGUGAAGAUGAUUGUAGUGAAUGUGUUACAUGAACCCCUUUGAGGCUGUAGGUUUUUUUGUUUGUUUUUGGUUUUGUUUUUUUUCUCGUCGGGAAACUAUAAUUGUAUCUUUCAUGGAAAAAUUGCCCGUAACUUGUUGGGUUUUCACUCUCUGAGCUGUUUUGAAUGUUUACAAACCUCCGUGUCCCCCUACUAUUCUGUGUCUGGCUGUCACCAGGGAGGAAACCCGCCCUGCCCCGGUGGGGAUGGGGGUGGGGGGCGGCAGCGGGUUUGCAGCCCGUGGAGGAUCCCCAGGAUCUUGUCUAGUAGUGAAUGACUGCAGCUUUCGCCGCGUGCUGCGUGGGGAGAGAGCGAACACGAGUGUGUGCUCGGAGGUGGGGAGCAGAGCAGGCACGAGAGGGUGUCAUCCGUGCAUCCGUGGCAUCGCACGCCUCGCAGAAGAGCAGCGUCUCAUUUCCCAGCGCAGGGACCACUGCUAGGCAGGAGGUUCUACGGGAAACGGUACCUUCCACGUCUGAAGGGUCGGGGCUAGGGGUCAGCCGCCUGAACCGACCGUCCGGAACUGGCCGAAUUCUGCUGCGGUUCCUUGUCCACGUCAGGGGCAGUGGGCUGUCGGUGCAGACCCCGCUGGCCCGGUGGUCACGCACCUCCCCUGCGCCCACACGGGUCCGAUCGAGCCCCCUUCCCACGCGUGUUGUGAGGCGGCACCAGUCACGCCUCACAAACUUUGAACUUCUUAUGUGUAGUGACUUCUGAGGGGAUGAUGACAUCUGGAUUUUAUCUGUUCAUUUGUAUGUAUUUAUUUUGCAUUUGUCGACUGUGUCUGCCUAGUCUGAAACGGGCUUCUCUCCCUCUGAGAUUUCCACUUAGAAACAGGGCCACAAAGACCCAGCCUCGCAUUGAGUGGGGCCCACGUGGAAGGACCACCCUGAGCUUUAUCGGGAAUCUGCUGGGAGUCAUGUUACUUGGCCUCAGUAAAAAGCCGCCUUUGAAGUGAGAUCAAGAAAAAGAAUACCACUCGGGCAGGAUUGUUGCCCGAGUUUUUCCAAGUGGCUGCAAUAAAAGCAGUUUAUCACCUGGUGGAAAAGGGCCUGUUGGCCUCCCGAGGAUGUGUUGAAAGCUGCAAGUAGUGGUUCUGAAGCCAUUGCAAUUGUAAAUGCUUAUAGGUGAUAAAAAGUGACGAUCCCUUGUGCCACCGAGGGACGUAGUGGUCACUUUGCAUCUUAGUGUUAGAAUCUUCGGAAUUAUUUAUGUCCCUGUAACUAUUUAAUAUCCUUUGUGCCAUGAGGCUCCCCCAUGGUUUCUGUAAAUAUAUUUCUUUGUAUUUAAUUAGCUCCCACCACAGCCAGAAGCAGCCAGCUCUCUUAUUGGUGUGGCGCAGAGCCCGGGAGCAGACCUCCUCGCGCGGCAGCGCGGCGGGGGCAGUUCUGAGAGGAGAGUGUGGUUGUCUAGGGCGAAUGUGACGACACUUGUUUUUCUUAUGUUGCCUCUGUGUGCAAACAGGACAAUCUAGAUUUAGGGGGCACUUAGCAGGACUUUAGUUUUGUUUUUGCAAAUUGAAGGAAGCCUAUUUGUGCAUGUAAUGGUUCCAAUGUGGACCACAUCCAUUUGGUUUGGGGUAUUUUAAGGCUGAGGCAAUCUCAGUGUUUCUCAAUUUUCUGGUAGGAGGAUGCCGGCUUUCGUAGUUUGUGCCAAACUUGAUGGGAACUGCAGUUGCUGUGUAGAUUGGACUUGGUGCCUGGAGACCGUGUGGUGGCGACCUUCCAGCCUCCGGUGGAACCCCUGGUGCUUUUAGAUAGAUGCGCACCGACGUCUUCAGAGAAAGUUGAUCUUGGCACUGAUUUUGGUUGAUGUGGUAUUUUCUCCUUCGGAUUCUCCUGUAUGUUUCUCUACAGGGUUGAAGGCGUGGAGGGAGGGAGAGGUCUUUUUCUUUUCAUACAGAAAGAUUACAGUCAUGGAGGCCGAAAGUCGCUCGUUGGUCCCAUAUAAAGCCAGGGAAGGACAAAGGUAGUCACAGAUUAAAACCUUCUAGGACAAGUUUGAUUCAAAGUAUUUUAUUUUAGAUUUUUACUCUGUGCAGAAACACUCAUCCCAGAGAGGUUACCUUUGCCCACAAAAAGGCAAGGAUGUAGUGGCCUGUCCAGUCCCGGUCUCGGCGGCUGGAACUGAAAAGCCAGCGGGGACAGAGCCUGGCUGGUCACAUGGGAGCCAGCGGGACCCACCAGCUCCUCUGAGGGCUUGACUCGGGGGCGGACCACAGCCCCGGCUCUCAGGGCACCACGACUGUCCCCUGGCAGGGAGGCGCACGCCUGUGGGUAGGCAUGAAGUGUAUCCGACGUGUUAGAUGGUGAGAGCUUUUGACUCCAUUGAAAACAUGUCUACUCUUUUAAAAAGUUUGCCACUUCCUCUGCCUUUCUUUGAUGGUUUCUUAGCGAUUCAGACUUGGGUUCAGCCACAGGCGGUCUCUUGAGGCGAGGAGGCACUCUUUUGUCUGCACGUGUGUAUGGAUUCUUGCUUGCAACGAACGAGCCUGGAAUCAGGCCUCCGUGUAUUAUGUCCUGUGUGCGGUCCAGGCUCACCUCGUCGUGCAGACAAUCUUGUGCUGUUUGGAAGAAACUCCUCACCUCUCCAAGUGUCUAAGAGGUGGCCCAAGUUCUAAUCUCUGGCUGUGCAAGAUUUUCUGUGAGUUCUCAGAACCAGCCCUAACGUAAGUAGUGUGUGGAGGCGAUGUGUGGCCAAUUUAGUGAUUCUGGAAGGCAGUGAUGACUUCAGUGGUUCCCACUGUGCCAUCCGUGUUCAAAACCAGGCAACCGGGAAGUCAUCCUGCUACUUCCCGACUGUCAUUUUCUCCACAUCUUGUUUACAGGAAAAUAAGGACAGUAAACAGGUAAGGGCAAAAAGCACUUUCUAGGUAAAGGCUACUGCCAAUUGCUUCUCUCUAGGAAAAUAAAAAGUUGUUCUCUGCCCCAAGGGACUGUCAUUAGCUUUUGAGGUCCCCAGAUACCUUUUUGGUUCCUAGUGAACUUUGCAGAACCCAGGACUUCUGUCUGCCUCAAAUUUUUCUUACCUUAUCAGCACCCACUCUCAGGACCAGCUGGGCAACAGACUGGAGAGUGGAGCAGGGGCAAGAAUGGGAGGUGAUAGGAGAGAGGGGCCCAGCACACCCAGACUGCGUGCCUCCGGGGAACUGGCCAUCACCCUGCAUGUGGUCACCGACCCAGGCCAGUUUGAAAAAAUGUGCUUGGUUAACUACCUUCCUUUUCUCUUGUCUUUGGAAAAGUGAGGGCUGAGGUUUGCAUUCAGCCUGAGAGCCAAAGCUGGAUGUUGGGACCAGUAUGCCUUGGAGCUCUGGACAGGGGACUCAGAUUCUGGUUUGGGUCCACCUUAGAGAGGACGCAGACCUAACACAGGCCUCCUUGAGCUUUGUCACCUUUCCUGGCUUUUUAUAAAAUCUCGUGUUUCCUCCUCUCUCAGCAGAUAUUAUUGAGAUCAUAAGAACUGUGUGGUUGAAAGGUUAUUUGAAACAUUUGACCCUGUCCAUUGCUUUUAUUUAGAAACUGUCCCUGAUAGAAAAUACCCUUAAUCUCUGUUAGAUCUAGAAGAAUUUUCUUCUGAAAAUGAAUGUUCCGUUUGACUUUCCUUCACACCAGUAAGUGGCAUUAGUGGCAUUUAUACACUCUUAGGCUUGAAACAGAGGAAUGGGGCCGAUGUGUUCUUCCUUCUUUGGUCUAGAUUAUAUUUCUGUCCCAUUUCGGUGCAAUUUCUGAACCUUGGGGAUUUUUUUUCCCUCUCUGGUUUUUCUUAUCCCAUAAAUGUAACAAUAAAGAAAAAAGUUACCUACAAGCCCACUGAGGUUGAAGCAACGGCAACUUGCCUAAAAUAAAGUUUAGCUUAUGGAUCCUUGAAUAGUGCAUCUUGUUCCUAGGGUCAGUUUGUUGUCCGCAUUUUCAUGCCAAGACUUUAAUUAGGGUGACCUGCUUGCUCAUCUAGACACCUUGGAGUGGCAGGUUUUCCUUGGGAUGCAUUGUACGCAGAGGCCAGAGAGCCUUCAUUAAGGAGUUAAUAGCCUGGACUCGAGUGGGCUGUCAGAACCUUUCUGGUUCCAAUUUCCAGUAGGAACUGGUCUCAAAUGACCUUAAUCAGCUUUGUUGACGGGAUCAGGGUGAGGUGAGGUUUCUUUUCAUAAUUGUGCCUCAGACCAGAGAAGGUAGGGCACAGUUGAUUCGGGUACUGGUUUGUAUGGGACUCAGUCCAAAACUGUCACAUCGGAGUUGUCUCUGGAGAACGCCGCUGAACCCCAGUAGAAAGCAUUUCCUGUUACCAGGAAAUGAGGACAGUGUGGGGACCCGGUUGGUGCCUGGAUCAAGCAGGGCCAGGUCUAACUGAUGCCUGCCUCCUUCAGGGGGCCAUUUUGCUUUCCUGCCUUUUCCAGAAUUGACUUCACAAGUUUCCCUUUCUGCAGAAGUGAAGGAGGCAAAGAAUCAGAGCUUGAAGGGAGAAUUGGCUGGUCCAAAGGCUGGGGGAAGGCUGGCUCGUGGGGAAGGACGAGGGCAGGAGGCCCAGGUGGACCCCCAAGCUGGCCUAGACCUGCACGGGGGCUGACUGCUUCCAGCUCCUUCACUCUGUAACCCGUUUAAAAAUGAGUUUUCAGAUCCUGCCUCAUGAUGAAACUGACAUAUGUGGAUAAAACCAAUGCUUUUGUUAACUUGAUUUUGAUGUGGUUCCCUCUAAGAGAAUGUAGGGAUCGAAACUAUUUGUAUAUGUUGAAAUCUGUAGGGGUUCGGGAACCCGUGGCAAAAACACUUAACUAUUUAUUACAGGUAUGACUGUAUUUUUUUUCCCCCGAAGUAGGUAAUUCUGUCUUUGUAUAUUUUAAGACAAAUAAUAAUCACUUCACCUUCGGUGCCUUCUGUGUGUCAGUCACAUAAACACUUGUCAAUCAUGGAACUGAAAAAAAGAUGUACAUUUAGUUAAACCAGAUGACACUAUUUUUGUAGCAUGAUGUUAGAUCGUGUCCUUUUAAUAUUGCUUUUAGCAAUGAUGGCUUUGAGGUUUAGCCAUUAUCCCUUUAAACUUCGUUAUGUAUUUUAAAAAAGAGAAAAAACCACACCCACCUUGGCUCUUCCUGUCUCCUCUCUGCUGCUUUCUCCCCAAUGACUUGUUUCUGCUUAUUUCAACAGUCUGAGAGUAAGCGUAUAUUUCUGUGAAAUAAUUAAUCAGUAUAACUGCAUUUGGCAUUUUUAAACCACUUGUUCAGUUAGGGAGAGCCACUGCUCGCCUCAAACGGUAAGAGGAAAGUGGUUCUGUAGAAAGGAAAAGCAUGGAACAUCUGUGGCGCUCUGAUUUUCCCCUUUAGGUCUGACACAGUGAAGAUCUCCCUUGCUGGCGGGCUGGUGAAGCAGAGGACCAGCUCGGGCCCACCUCCAGCCCUGCCUGGGAGAGAGGGGCUGCCCAAAGGGCCUCCACUGACUUUGGUUUGUGGACUCCCCGGGGUGGGCUCAGUGGCCCUUUCUGGUUUUGCGCUUGGACAAAAUAGACUCCCUGCUAUGAGGAGCUUGCUGACAUUAGAUAACGCUCUAGCUGCUCUGUUGGCUUUCCCACCCCUCCCAUAUCUAUAGGACGCGAGUUCUGUGUGGUGAAGAAAAUUAUUUGAGUAAACUAGCUGAACCACUGCAAAAUGAAGGAAUGGAUUUACUCAAAUUGUAGCUUCUUUUUUGUCCUUUGGAAGGGCCAGAAGAUGUCAUUAUUUUAACAAAGGAAAUGAAAUCAGAUGGCUAAUAGCUCCAAUAUGAUUAUUCAUUGGUACUUGGCCGGGUGGCACUUUUGGGGGGCAAUGUUAACUUAGUAACGAUUACAUUUUGCUUCUUAGAAGUUUUUUUCCUUUAAUCGUUUAGGCACAGCUGUGGGGCAUUCUGAGGUGAUGCCCAUUUGGCAAACAUUGGUUUAUGCUGUUGGUGGGUUUCCUGGCUUCUCAAACCCUGGCUUGUAGGUUUGACUCUAUCCAUUUGGAGUGGUGUUGGGGCCCCAAAGCCUUUGCUCCUGUGGGUUUGUCCCCGACAGCAGACAGAGCCUCACGUUGCCCUCAGUUUUGCCCCUUUAUUUCUUUUGAAGGACCUAUUUUUCAUGGUACUCGUCCUGAUUGUUUUCAUAGUGUUCAAAUCUGUAUUUUUGUAUGUAGAGGGAAAUAAUUUUCUCAGCACUAAUCGUUAAUAAAUAUUGUAUUAAAUUGUCACGAAGGAGUUCUUGUUUAAUAAAUGGACAUGUAAAAAUGGCAUUGUCUCCUGGCUCCGACUUCCCUCCCGUCCCUUCAAAGGCCGCGGACCUAGUUCCCGAAACAAGCUUGUGAGGUGGUGGCUGAACACAGCCCGCCUCCGUGGCAUGGGUGUUGACAGGCAGCCUGGCUGGCUGAGCUGGGCAGGCAAGGUCCCACCGUGUACCCCUCUCGGUUUC